Molecule: messenger RNA, 1351 nt
Organism: Fusarium vanettenii 77-13-4
Lineage: Eukaryota; Fungi; Ascomycota; Sordariomycetes; Hypocreales; Nectriaceae
Exons: 3
Coding region: 145-1062 (305 amino acids)
Biological process (GO): ergosterol biosynthetic process
Molecular function (GO): iron ion binding; C-4 methylsterol oxidase activity
Source: RefSeq, a predicted model, not a curated record
GCCGACACUUGUUCUACGAGCCGCCUUCCUCGACGACUCGUGCUUAGCUGGUGUUUGCUGGUGACCUUUUCCUAGACCUCCUGGGGCUCUCUCCUUCCUGAUUUUCUCCUUGCGCAAUCCGGUGCUUCAAGUUUGCCUUUCACCAUGGAUAUGCUAAACACGACUAUGAAGUCGUUCAACCAGACGAACGACUACUUUGUUGUCCUCGAAGAGGUUUCAAAGUACAAUGUCCAGCUCAAUUUCCUCGAGAAGCUCUGGGCCGCCUGGUACCUUUGGAUGCAGAACGAUACCCUCGCGACCGGAAUCAUGAGCUUCGUCCUCCACGAGCUCGUCUACUUCGGCCGUUGCGUUCCCUACAUGAUCAUGGACUUCAUUCCCUUCUUCAACCGCUACAAGAUUCAGUCUCAGAAGAUUCCCACUCUGAAGGAGCAAUGGGACUGUGCCGCCAUCGUUCUCGUUAGCCACUUUACCGCCGAACUUCCUCAGAUCUGGUUCUUCCACCCUAUCGCCACCUACCUCGGUAUGGACUACAACGUGCCCUUCCCUCCUGUCUGGAAGAUGGCCUACCAGAUCGCCAUCUGCUUUAUUAUGGAGGAUGCCUGGCACUACUGGUUCCACCGCGGCCUGCACUACGGACCUCUCUACAAGGCGAUCCACAAGAUGCACCACACCUACUCCGCCCCCUUCGGUCUCGCCGCUGAGUACGCCUCCCCUAUCGAAACCGCCCUCCUCGGUAUUGGUGUCGUAGGCUGCCCCAUUGUCCUCCUCAAGGUCACUGGCGAGCUUCACCUUUUCACCAUGUACGUCUGGAUCAUCCUGCGACUUUUCCAGGCCAUCGACGCCCACAGCGGCUACGACUUCCCCUGGAGCUUGCGCCACUUCCUCCCCUUCUGGGCCGGCGCUGAGCACCACGAUCUUCACCACGAGAAGUUCAUUGGCAACUACGCCUCCAGCUUCCGCUGGUGGGACUUCUGCCUGGACACCGAGGCCGGUGCCGAGGCUCACAAGCGCCGCCGCGAGAAGAAGCUGGCUGCCAUCAAGGCCCAGAAGAAGGCCCAAUAAACGGCUACAGAGGAAAACCUGGGAGGACGACACACUCUCGAUUGCGGUGAAUCGAGGCCGGCCGAGCCAGGAGCUUGACGAACUCAAAAGCAAGUGGAGGCUGUUGAUCAUGAUGAAGAUGUAGACCCUUUGCCCAGCGGGCAUGCGCGGUCUGCGAUUAGAGCAUUCGCAUGGCGUUUUGGGGAUGUGGACUAAGAACGACUUUUUACGCUUGUAUAUACAGAAAAUCAUUAUGCCCAGGAGAGGCCCUAGACUUAUCUACUUAGUUAAUAAUCGACGUCGUUCGUUG